AAGUGUGCCUUGACUUCCUGUGACUAUAUAUGGAGACCACCGGUACAGCAUGAGUGAAGAAGAAAACAUCUCCGGGAAAAACGAGAGCGUUUGUCUGUGAACAAAUAAAAUUAAUUAACGUUUAUUGCGGCCGAUGACUAUCUCCUAUCUUAAAGAGACAAACACGUAUUUUCCGUCGAUUUUGUUGUGCUAAAACAGGAACUCAGAGACGCAAGCAAAAACAUACGCACAUCGCAACUGUGAAUGAGAAAGCUACAGGUAGUGAAUGAGCAUGACGACGUUGCUGGACCUGAAGAGCAGUGUUCUGAGGCAGGUUCAGAGGAGCCAGUCUCUGAGGGGGAGGAGGGAGCCAGCAACCUCAGCAGCCAGCAGCAUCCCUGUCACACACUUCCCUGACCAGUUACCUCACGGGCUGUCUGAGGGGAAUGGAGAGUUCUUUGUGCGUAUGAAUGGCAUCCUUCAGAAACAAGAGAAUCUACUGCGUGCUGCCCAGGCUGAGUGCGAAGGGGAAGGUAACACAGCCGUACCACCAGCAGAGCACGUAGACCAGGCCUUCGUUCCAGAGGGGUCCAGCAGGAGAGAGCUGGACCUCCUGUAUGAAGAGGCCGUUUACACGGUAGUCAACAGGGUGGGCGUGCCCUCGCCAGAGUACAUCACCAAUGAAGGCGACAUCUUCAGUUAUCUGCUGAAGGUAUUUGAUAUGGGUCAGGAGGAACAUGACAUCAUUCUGCAGAGAGUCCAAGAAUCCAAGAGAGCCAGUUUCACCAUGAGAGUGUCUGUCAUGAAAGGGAAAAAUCUAAUGGCAAAGGAUGCAAAUGGGUACAGCGACCCCUAUUGCAUGCUGGGAAUCCUCUUGGGCCAGAGCCCUCGGGAGACAGAGGAUAAGAAGGAGAGGAAGUUCAGCUUCAGGAAGAGGAAGGAGAAGCUGGAGAAGAGGUCCAGUACCAAGGAGGUUCUAGCAGCCACUUGCAUCCAGGUGACUGAGGUCAAGCCAGAGACUCUCAACCCAGUCUGGAAUGAGCACUUUGUUUUUGACAUUGAUGAUGUCCAUGGUGAUCUACUGCAUAUGGACAUAUGGGACCACGACGAUGACGUCUCUGUCGCAGAGGCCUGCAAAAAACUGAAUGAAGUCAGUGGACUUAGAGGAAUGGGCAGAUAUUUUAAGCAGAUUGCCAAAUCGGUGCGGUCCAAUGGGACGUCGUCAUCGGGAUCAUCUGAAGACAAUGCUGAUGACUUCCUUGGCUGCAUCAACAUUCCACUGAAUGAGAUUCCUGUAAUGGGAUAUGACAAGUGGUUUAAGCUGGAGCCCCGGUCCAGUGCCUCCAAGGUCCAGGGAGAAUGUCACCUGAUUCUGAAGCUCUUCACUACCCAGAGAGACACUACACUGAGUAAGAGGGAAUCCAAAGAAGUCAUUCAUAAGAAGAUGCUGAGUCAGAUUCUGGAGUACGAACACGCUCAUAUUCAGAAAGAGCCUUAUAACUGGAAUGGGCAGGUGAGUCCUCCAGCAUGGACUGUGCUGUCUCAUCAUGCUGUGCAAACUGACCUCUCACCCCUGCAACAGGCCAUCAUUCGCUGGCAGUGCUAUAGCAGCCACCACCGGUCCCAGAGGAUGUGCUACACUCUGCUGCUGAGGCUCCUGAGGACCAUCGAUGCAGAGUGGGAUCCCCAAGCUGUGCAGGGAGACCUGGAGCGGCAGCUGUCGGACAGCUUCAGGCUGUACACGGACCACUGUCUGUGUCUGAUGAAGAGCAUGCGCCAGGUGUUCCCCUGCACCAGUCCAGCCGCCGUCACACGCUGCGAGCUCAUGCUGAGGGGUGUAGGACACAUGCAGACCAUGCCGGCCUUCAAGACUGCGUGCCCCCUUCGAAAUGAACUGCAUUUGGAAAUUGCCACUGUUGUCAAGAAAGGUACAGUGGAGUGGUACGAGAGCACAAUUUCACAAUUCAAACCAGAGGACGGAGCUCUAGAGGAGCAGCUGAGGAGACUGGUCCAGGUGGUGGAUGCAGUGUGUGCAGAUGUACAGAGGGGACAGAAUGUCUACAACAAGCUCUUCUACAGUGCGGUGAAAGUGGAUUUCUUCAGCAUCGCGUAUAGACAGUUGGAGAAACUGGUCGCGGACGACGUGAGCGUUGCCAUGGAGAAGGUGUGUGGCACUCUGGAGCAGGAGAGCUCCAGGUUAACUCAGACCAUGGGAGAGACUCUGUUAGAGCUCUACAUGUCUCUGAAAAUACUCAAACGCUUCAGAGAGUUCCUCCCUCUUAGGGACGCAAAGAUGAUGGCCUUGACUGGCUAUCACAGCUGGUUCAAGACAUCUAUCCACAAGUGGCUGCAGAUAGUCCAUGACAAGUCUUGUGACAGGAUCCGCAGAGCAGUAGACAUGGAUCAGCUGGAGCCAGUACAGCAGGCCAAACACAGCUCCUCUGCGGUGGACGUGACAGCGUGUUUCAGCCAGGUGCGGGAGUUCUGGAAACAGCUGUCCUGGCCAGACUCUGCAGGGGCCUUCAUCUUUGUCACCCGCCUGACAGACAAUUUCUGCAGCGAGGCCGUGUGUUACUCAGAGAUGAUAAAGCGCAAGAUUGAGAGGAGCCAGCAGGGUCGAGACAUCAAGAGCCUGACGGUGCAGCUGUGCAUCGCCCUGAACAACACAGAGCAUGUGCGUGUGUUCCUGGGCCACCUGCCUCGGGACCUGGACUGGCAGGGCGUGGAGCAAGCCAUGGAGGAGUCUUGCGGGGCGGAGGGGAAGGAGCAGGUCAACAAGGCCCUGAACGGACAGCUCUACAACGUGGAUGCGGACCUACAGAGGGAGGCCAAGCGCCUCAUCACUCACCUCACAGACAAGAUGCUUUCAGAGCUGAAGAGGUACCUCCAACACAUCAGCCUGUCCCCCGACUCCAUCAACAACGAUGAUGCCGUGUCCCCCCUCAUGAAGUACUUACGUGACACUUUAGUCAUCCUCAGCGAGUCUCUGGUGAAGGAGAAUCUGGCUAGAGUUCUCCUCGGCAUGUGGGAGCUGCUCCUCAGAAUGAUCCUAGACACGGUGGCGGAGAACAUGGGAGUCCAGGUGGAGUUCUACAACCGCUUCCAGUACACUGUGGAGGCCCUGGUGCAGUUCUUCUGUGCUGAUGGAGAGGGACUUGUCAUAGAAGAUCUGAAGAACCAUGUCGACUACAAGGCUCUUGACGAGGAGCUGAGGCUGAACAAGUGUUCGUCCUUUGAGCUGAUCGAGCAGUACUUCCUGGAGAAGAUCUCUCAGCAGAGAACAUUGAAGCACACCCGCUUUGGCCGCAUCAGUGUGAAGUGUUACUAUGAUGCUUCUGAGCAGAGGCUCACGGUGGAGAUCCUGCAUGCCGCCGAUCUCAUUGCCUUGGAUGCCAAUGGGCUGAGUGACCCCUUUGUCAUCAUAGAGCUCUGUCCCCACCACCUCUUCCCCAUGGCCAAGAGCCAACGCACCCAAGUGAAGCUCAAGACCCUGCACCCAGUAUUUGAUGAGCUCUUCUAUUUCCAUGUCAGCCCAGAGCAGUACAGGCACAGGUUUGCCUGUCUGACUUUUACUGUGAUGGACUAUGAUUGGCUGUCCACCAACGAUUUUGCCGGGGAGGCCUUGGCCCCGCUCAGUGACUUCUGUUGGCCAGGGAGACCCAACGCCUCAGCGGCCGGAAAGACCAUCCAGCCGACCAUUCUGCACCUGGCCCGGAGCAAACCCAGCGAGAAGCCAAUCAUGAGGAUUUUGGACGCACGGACAGGAGACGGAGAGGCUCAGGAGUUUGUGAGGAAGCUAAAGGAGAUUGAGAAAUCCAUGGAAGAGGAGUGAAGCUGUCAGCACUGGUCUGGUGUAUUGGUGUAUUCUGACUACGUCUUUGCCACAUGUGCUUUUGUACUUGUUGUACUACCCGUAUGUUUACAAUGUUUACAGGUUUCAAAUCCUCUUAUACGUGCACUGAAAAUGUAAUGCUGAACAAAACACAGUAAGGCAUGACUUUUUAAACUGGAAUACGAAUGUCCUGUCUCUGCUGUAUUUUUAUGCCUCAAAUCAAAUACUAUUUAUCACAUGCGCUGCGCCGUAUACAACAGGUGUAGACUUUACCGUGAAGUGCUUACUUACAAGCCCUUUCCCAACAAUGUGGAGUUAAAAAGUAAGACAAAUCCAAGGGUCCUAUCUGAGAAAUAUGAGAAGUAGCUUAUCUUGUAAUUAUUAUUUUGUUUUCUAAAGAGCUCAUUGAAUGUUAUCUUUGUUGUAUUAUCUUUGUUGCAUUACAUCUCUAACAUCUAACUGAAUCUAAAACUAAUUUGUAAUUGAUAUGUGUUCAGUCGAAUCAUGUGGGUGGAUCAAUCGUUGGGAAAAAAUAUAUACUCCCACUACCGUUUCUGAGUUUAUGGUGAAGUAGCACAAGGAUGUAACACUGCAAGGAAAAGCCAUCUGUAGCCAGGUUUUGUAAGUCAUCAGAAGGAGUAGUGUCAUAUAUGGCUGCGUUUACACAGGCAGCCCAAUUCUGAAAUGUUUCAGAUCUUUUCACACCAGCUCUUUUUCAGAGCUGAUCUGAUCAGUCAAAAGAACAAUAAAUUACAGAAAAGAGAUCACAAUUUGGCUGCCUGUGUAAAUGCAGCCUGUGACGCCAUCUGUGCUCAUUGAUGAUUGAUGAUUGGAUGUUUAUAUCUCUUCAGAUUAUGAACCUUAUCCCUGAAGAAAAGAGUAUUAGUCCUCUAUUUGUUAUAUUGUAAAUGUGAACUACUUGCCUUGGAUUGUAAUGGAUUGUGCUGCUGUUCAUUGUACCAUUCAGAUGAAGCCGUCUAUACAUAAAGAUUGUAUUUGAAUAUGA
Molecule: messenger RNA, 4817 nt
Organism: Oncorhynchus tshawytscha (Chinook salmon)
Lineage: Eukaryota; Metazoa; Chordata; Actinopteri; Salmoniformes; Salmonidae
Gene: baiap3
Product: BAI1 associated protein 3
Exons: 34
Coding region: 266-3811 (1181 amino acids)
Source: RefSeq, a predicted model, not a curated record